AUGCUUGGUACCGUCAGGGUUUUCUUCGGCAUCAGCUCAACAAUCCUUGCGACCCUGAGUUUGAGGAUUACCGGGCCUGCAUCCUCGAAGAGCUUGCCGCUCGUGGCCUGCGACUGCCUGGAAGCCGCUGAUGUGCCAACAAUGGAUGUGGGGAUUCGGGGCGCCGCGGUCGCGGGAGGAUCGCGUUUGGAUGCGAAUGUCAUCGGAUCGUUGCCACUGCAACCUCAAGAGGGUGGCGUGCACCGCGUGGUCAAAGUCAAGUACCAGGCCAAUCGCUGUAAAGUCUUCGCCAUACUGAUCUGCAUUGUCUCGCAGGUCUUCGGUGUGGCAGUAGGUGCAGGCAUCAUGGGUGCCACUGCUGCGCUGGCAGUUCUCAAUGUCGAAGCAGAAGAAGAAGCAGAUCUUGCAAUUGAAGCAAAGUCGCAGGAGAUUCUUGCGAGCUUCGCCGACCGCACGGAGAAGAGGCGCGAGUGGUUGCGCCAGCGGAGAGCUCGCAGAGAAGGCACCUUGGAGGGUGAGGACGAGUACGAAGAUUCAGAACCUGCUUCUCCCAGCUCGCCCACGUCACCCACCAUACACCCUGAGGAUGCAGAGCCUUUCUUCGAUGACGGCAGCCCGCUGCCCUCAGACAUCAGCAAUCUCAGGGCUACCUUGCAGGCAAGGCUGAAAGCCCUCCGAAGCUUGGAGGACGAGGCUGGAUCCAGGCAGAAGUCCUCCUUAGAGGCAGGGCGGGAUGACGGCGAGGCUACGAUUUGUCAAGAGGCAGCGGAGGCUGUUGGAUUUGUAGAAUUUGGUGCAGUCCUCCAGUUCCUGUCCCACGGAGUUCCCCAGCGUCCUGCCGACAUCCAGAACUGGCCCACUGGCGAGAUGGGGACACUGAAAUCACGGUUCCAGGUCAACAAGCUGCUUGCCACUUGUGUCAAGAAGGCGAAAUGGGCCAAGGCAAUUCGUGUAUUUUCAGAGAUGCAAGUGCAACAGAUGCAACCUGCAACGGUCACCAUCAACACCACGAUCCGCGCCUGCGAGAGAGGAAGUGCGUGGGAGGAGGCGCUUCAUAUUUUCAACCAGGCGUCCUGCUCUGGCUAUCCACCAUUAGACGUGGUGUCUUUCACCACUGCAAUUUCGGCAUGUCGCCAUGGAGGCCGAUGGGCCGAGGCCUUACAACUGCUUUUCAUGCUGCAGCAAGAAGAACAAGAAUCACAUCUGCACGGCCUCCACAUGCAUGAAUUCGAAGACCCUGCAGUGGCUGCUCUGCGCAGGGAAGUUCCGAGGGAAGCCCGCAGCGAACACACACCAGGAUCUACAGAAUUGCCAGGCUUCAAGGGCAGGCAGGUCGAUGUGAUGAUGUGGAAUGCCUGCAUCGCUGCUUGUGAGAAAGCUGCACAAUGGACGUGGGCCAUGCAUCUGCUCCAGCGAGCCUGGCACGUUUUUCUUUCUCCUGACCUGAUCACCUAUAACUCGACGAUGAGCAGUCUGGCACGUGCACGAAGAUGGAACCAGGCCCUGGAGUUGUGGUUUGAGAUGGACUUGGGCGAUCAUGGUGAGCCGAGCCCUGACAUCAUCACCUGCAACACUUGCAUCACGGCCUUUUCCGGGGAUGCCUGGAUUCACGCCAUUCACUUCCUGGACCUAAUUCACGCAAGGGCUUUGCAGCCCACGACGAUCAGCUUCAACGCCCUCAUCUCUGCAUGCGACAAAGGCCAUCAGUGGCAGAAGGCCACGCAGCUCUUCGAAGACAUGUGGCAACACCAUGUCCAGGCCAACCUGACCACCUUCAACACCUCGAUCUCGGCAGGUGAAAAAGGUGCUCCUUGGAGCCAGGCCGUGGCGCUCCUUGCACAGCUGUGCCGAAGUCAGCAGCGCCCUGACUCCCGGAGCUGCGCCGCUGUGGCCACUGCGUGUGCCAAGUCCCGGAGCUGGAGUAUGGCCUUGCACUCCUUGGUGAUGGCCAUGGAUGCGCAGCUUCCUUGGGAGCCAGCAGCCUGGGGGGCAACCUGCAGCACAUGCGCCGCUGCGCAGCAGUGGCGUGCAGCGGCUGCGCUUCUGUCGGCGGAGGAGGGGCAAGCCAAUGCAUCGACAUUGCGACGCGGUCUUACUAUGUCGGCCCUUGCUACCGUGGCUGAAGCUAUCCUGAUGGCUGGCAGGGUGGACCUCACCCACCAACUUCUAGUCCGCUUUGGAUGUGCAGCUGCCUCGUGUCUCCUCUCAAGACAUGAAAUGGGACAUUGGCAUUGCCAAGCCCUGUGCAAGCAGCCAGUCGUCAACGAAGACGCGGUGACAAAUCCCUCAGCGCCUCGUCACCGAAAUGCGGGAGCGCAGCGCACGGGGCUUGGCAAAGCAGUGAUGUGUGCCGGAGUGCCCACCCUGACUUGCAGCUUCGCCGCAGUUUACGUGGUGCGAAAGCUACGGCUCCAGGUCCAGCUGCAACACGCCAAGGCUGACGAGUCGACUGCAGCUCAAGCAUCACAAGCCAACGCGGAGGGGCUCUGUGGCGGUGAAGGCUGUGCCUGCGAAGAUCCGGUCUCACCGUCGCAGCGGCAGCUGCAACAACAGCUCCUCAACAUCUUAUCGUUUCUUUAUUUACGAGAUGCCUUCAUCGCCCUGCCAGCUACUUCACGCUGGAUGCACGAGAUUUUCCAGGAGGAGGUUCUGACCAGCAUCAGACGCAACCUUCUCUGGCCCACCGAAGGCUUUCCGCCAGUUCCGCCGCCGAGGGACCCGCUUGACCUGGGACCUGUUGAGCCCCUGCAGUCGCCUUUGGAAGUUCUGUUUUUGUGGUCUGUUCGCGAGAGUUGGGCCCUUUCCAAAAGUCUGGCCAGCAACGCGCCCCAUCGAGCAUUGCAGCCGCCUGCAGUUCGGAAGGCACCCGGGCCAAUCCUGUGGACCUUGGAACGCCUCGGCUGGAACGAUCACGGUGCCAAAGCCCUGCGUUCAGUACUCAAGUGGAAGGCGGAUCCAGAUGAGCUGGAUACCAACAGGUGGACACCUUUAAUAUGGGCUGCUCACCUUGGAUCCGUUGUCAUUGGCCGCUUGCUUCUGCGUGCCGGUGCGAAUCCUGAUCACAUUGGCGCAGAGGGCUCCUCCGCCCUGAGCGUGGCCUGCCGCUCGGCCCACCGGGAAGUUGUCCAGCUGCUCCUUCUUAACAGAGCCUCACCCUACCUAGUGCCCAUUGGCAAUGGCAACUUCGACCACCACGUGGGCGAGGACAUCUUGGAGAUGGUGCGCCAGUAUCGGAAGUUGUCCACACACCGGGGCAGCUUUGUGCUGAGCUCCAGCUGUUGGGCAGAAUGGCCUGAGAGUCGACCAGCUUUGCUGACGAAAUUGCGAGACUGGACCAGACUGGACCAGGACAUCAAGUACUUGUCGGCCUCUUUGUUGCUAUACCUGCAAAAUGUCGCCCUUGGAAGCGUUGUUGGGACGCAGCUUUUCCACAAUCAAAGUUCUCAUUAUGGAAACGUAAAUGCGGUAAUCCAAGACUGCUCCGUGGUCGUGAGAUCUUGCGCGGGAAGGCCACUCCCUCUGCUCAACUCGCCGGAAAGACUCCUUCGGCACAAACGACAAGCAGGGCCCAAGGAGGAGCUUGGUCAGCUGUUAGACCUACGCCAGCCAGUAAUUCUAAGUGUUCAGAACCCUUCAUGUAAGCUGUCAGGAGAAGCGCGAGAAGAGCCCAGGGCCAGGGCCACGCGAGGCUGCGGCAGCUGCCCUAGCAGCUUCUGUCGCCUUCUUCCGCUCUACCCCAGGCCCAGCACCGCGGCCCAGCCGUCCACGGCCAAGAGGACUCCUCCUCUUGCUGAGGGACCUGACUGGGUGGCCAAGCUGCAUAGGCGCGCCGCAGCGCAGAAAACAAGGUUGGAAGCAAACGAGUUAUCGUUUUUGCGGCCACUUUACCUCGAAGUAGACAGCGUGAAGACGCGGCCGCUCUCUCAUGAUCAGAAGGUGUGUAGCGUGGAGCAACAACUUCCGCCAGGCGGCACCAGCAACGUUGACUUUGCGGAGGUGUCACUGCUGAAUGCAGCGGUGCAGGAGAUGUGGCCUGAAAUCACAAGCUUCAUCCGAACGGUGCUGAAAGAGACCGUUGAGGAGGCCAUCCAGACGAGAGUACCAUGGUUCCUGAGCAGCUUGGGCUUUGGCCGCAUCAGCUUUGGGGACUCAGCCCUGAAGGUUGAGGAGCUGAACGUGGAGCGAACGACACAGACCUCGCACAACCAUGGUGAAGUGCGCAGCUUCAAAGUUUCCAGCCUGGUAGCUUGGGAUGCAGACGUCGAUGUGGCCCUAACAGCACCAACGGCCGUGCUCUCCGCAGAACACGUGCUCGUGAAUGGUCGGCUGGAUGUGUGCCUGCAACAUAUCCUACCCAGGCCGCCCUUUUUCACCGGCAUCACGUUCUACUUUGCGGAGCUUCCCAAGGUGGCCUUGACGCUGGAAGGCACUGUCAUGGGCUUGCGGGUAUCACUUGCAUGGUUGGAGAAGCUCUUGGCUGACAUCAUUCAGAAACAAUUGGCGGAGCAAAUUGUGCUGCCAACCGUCGCAACGGUAUUGCUGGACAUCACCAACGAGGAUGCCUGGUUCGAAACUGGUAGUGUGGUCCCGGAGGGUGUGCUCAAGGUUUGUGUGCACGGCGCCUGUGGGCUUGCGGCCAAGGACAUGGCGCUGCCCUUCGGGCUCUCAAGACCCAGCUCCGAUCCCUACUGCUUGGUCUCAGUCGGCGGCAAGCCCUUCCGCACACCCACCCGUCCUCAGAAUCUCAAUCCACAGUGGAGCGAAGCAGAAGGAACCAAGCAAUUUCUGAUCUAUUCUCUGACAGAGCAGCUCCUAACUGUGGACCUUUACGACGAGAAUCCCUACGUCGAGGACACUUUCCUUGGUUCCAUUUCCACUGCUGCAUCUGAUGUGGUGAAGGCAGAUGGCCGCGAGUUCUCCCUGGGUGGCCCGGGCGCUCAAGGAACGCUUCGACUUUCUGCUCACUAUACCGAGCUGAAACUGGAUGAUCUCAAUCUGCGCCGACAACUGAGGGCAUUGGACAGCAUGCUUCCGCACACUGCUGCUUUUGUUGUCCUGGUCGGAAUCGACUGCUGCACUUUCCCCGACGAGCCUGUUGAUAGCUCCAAGAAGCGCGGCUCGUUCGUGUGCAAAGUCACCUGCGAGGAACACGAACAGGCCUUUCCAAGCCGGACCGCCCGCAAACAGGGGCGCUACGGAGCUACAGCCUGGUGGCGACUGGACAGCUCUGAGCCAUCAAGCUCCGAAGCCACAUCUUCCUCGCCGGCACUUGGGCCAGAGGAAGACGAGGAGGUCUGUCGCACAGCGCACUUUCAGUCGACGUUCACCCACAUGCUGAUUGGAGAUCCCAGAGGCAUCGCUUGCCACAUCAAGCUGGAGAAGCGCGGAGGCUUGCCAGGCGUCGGCAAUGUUGUGGGCGAAGUGGAGUUUCCCAUGUAUCGGCUGAUUCAUGCCGCAGCCAACACGACCAAGGCCGUGCUGCAAGUGGGGCCGGCACAACUCUCUGUCCUUGCCCAGCUCCGAGCAACGGAUGCGGAUACCUCUCGAACUUACAGCACGUUGGCUUCAGCCGGGGCAGAUGGACACAAAGAAGCUCUGCAGGCGACAUAG
Molecule: messenger RNA, 5610 nt
Organism: Symbiodinium natans
Lineage: Eukaryota; Dinophyceae; Suessiales; Symbiodiniaceae
Source: the annotation of a GenBank genome assembly